Messenger RNA from Cheilinus undulatus (humphead wrasse), 2375 nucleotides. It is a transcript of the gene nog2, whose product is annotated as noggin 2. The record is from RefSeq and is a predicted model, not a curated record. Gene Ontology annotation, biological process: negative regulation of cell differentiation; dorsal/ventral pattern formation; negative regulation of BMP signaling pathway. Lineage: Eukaryota; Metazoa; Chordata; Actinopteri; Labriformes; Labridae. Bases 1151 to 1786 code for a protein of 211 amino acids. The transcript has a single exon.
GUCUCUCAGACUCCUGAAGUAGGAGCGACUCAGUAGGAGCUUCUGUAUCAAAGGAGGAGAGACGCUCCCUCAGGAUUUGACCGCUUGCAUCGGCCGGGCAGAAAAGGCUCCACGUUUUUUGGACAGUCUCGUUAUGCAGCGACGGAGGGAUUCAGAGCUUUUCUGACAGGAUUCAGUGAUGUCUAAGUGGAAGGAACUCCUAACUAACAGCGUUUACUGACUUUGUGCAGUUUGAUAUGCGCGUUUUUUCCAGCGUUGUUUUUAUAUUUUGCACAGCCAAGAGUUUUGUGGGAAUGUUACAGCCUGAGACUUCUUUGUAAGAGCUGCUGUGCGAUCUGGAACACCCUCUGGAAAAGAUAAAUGGCUGUUAUUUCAUAAAUUGAGAUUGCAUCCCACUGCGGCGCAUUUUUUUUCCCAAGUUUUUGGACUUUUCAGAGAGUUGCACAAACAGACUGCUGGAAUACCACACGGGACUGGCUGCAGAGACUAUUUCCUCAGUCCAUGGAUUGUGCACCCCUGGGACCUUGUCAAACCUGAGAACGUCAGGCGACGUUAGGUGAAGCCACGUUUAUAAAAGCCGUGCGUAAAAAUAACAUUGGCCAAGGCAGCCCUCAUUGCCGGGCGCGUGACAUUUCAAACUUGGUGAAGUGCUCUUUUGUGCGCCCUUCUCUCUCUGUGUGGACGCUCCGGAUCUAUUCUCUUUAGAAAACACUUCAUUCCAUGCAGCUCUCGCCUCGGCCGCUGUCAUCCAGUGCAGACAGUUCGUCGUGGCUUCGAGUCCCCGGGGUAACCAUGACAACCGAAAGAAACCCAAAGUGAAUCAAAGGGAGCGGGGUGAGGCUGGAGAGAGCGUGAAUAGAGUUUUCCCCAUUUUGAUUUGUGCUUUUUUGUUUAGACUUUAUACUUUUUGCACAGCGGAAGCUGUGCUCCGCGCUGCAGGGUUACAAAGUUGAAGGAGCCCUAAAAAGCAAAGCAGUGCGCUCCAUGUCAUUCAAACCCGGCGCGGUCUAUUAAAAGUAUCGCCUUGCUGGUGACUGAACUUCUACUAUUUAUGAAGCCCCGGGCAAGUGAUUGCAGAGAAAACAGAACCCGGGAAAAGAACUGAACUGUACUACGCGUGAAGGGCCGGUGCGUAAAACCAAGAGGAAUAAUGGGCCUCUCACACACGCUUCUCUUCUACCUGCUGCUCUGCGUCCACCUUGGAGUUUCCCUGCAUUUCCUUCGCUUCCGUCCAUCGCCUAGUGAUCACCUCCCCGUGCCCGACCUCAAGGAGGACCCCGACCCGGAGUACGACCCCCGGGAGCAGGACUUGGCCGAGAGGACUCUGAGGAAAAAACUCGGCAGCAACUUUGACCCAAACUUCAUGUCCAUCAGCUCACCCAUGCAGGUGAACCUCUCCGCCUCAGACAACCAGGUGAAGCUGCAGGGGCCCAUGCCCAACGAGAUUAAAAAGCUGGACCUGACAGAGACCCCCUAUGGGAAGCGGGUCAAAGUGGGCAAGAAGGCCCGCAGGAAAUUUCUGCAGUGGCUGUGGACGUACACGCACUGCCCUGUGGUGUACACCUGGAAGGAUUUGGGCGUGAGGUUCUGGCCGCGUUACAUCAAGGAGGGGAACUGUUUCUCUGAGCGCUCGUGCUCCUUCCCCGAGGGGAUGUCUUGCAAACCAGUCAAGUCAAUCAACAAGAUUUUCCUGCGGUGGUAUUGUCAAGGCUUUCAAAAACAGAAAUACUGCACGUGGAUACAGGUGCAAUACCCAAUCAUCUCAGAGUGCAAGUGCUCGUGCUGAUUUUCUCUAAGGACGCAGUGGUGGCGUGGAGUGGACUGGAAAUACGGUUUCUAUUGCACUGUUAACUCUCUACAGAGGUGGGCACCAUAGCAAAUCUAUUUUUUUAUAUAGCAUUUUAAGUGAAAUACCAACAUUGUACAUAUUUAAGACAAAUGCAGCUAUUUUUUCUAAUUGAACCAGGACCAUAUUUUAUUCUCAGCCCUGAAACGUGAUUUUGGGGGAACACAAGCACUUCAGAAGGAAGAGCUUUUUUUGAUAUUUUUAUGAGACAUUGAACAUGGAAUGCAUAUGCUACACUUCUCCAAGAGGUGACCUUUUUUCAACUGAACAUUGAUGCUGACUGUUAUUUCACUGCAAUGCUGCCUAGAGUUUUUGUAUAAUAUUAAUAUCAAUAAUAAUUAAAUUGUAAAAAAAAAAGUUGAGGUUAAAGAUAUAUAUAAAGGCGUGAACUCAGCUUUUUGGAAUACAUAGUAUUGUAGAAAUAAACAAAUCUGUACGUUUUAUUUAUUAUUUUAACGAUUGUGAGUAUAGAGCAUAAGGAAAGAGAAUAGCAGAUUAUACCAGAAAAUAUGGGAGAUGUCUACUUGAA